Scaptodrosophila lebanonensis is the source of this 3183-nucleotide messenger RNA. It is a transcript of the gene frtz, whose product is annotated as WD repeat-containing and planar cell polarity effector protein fritz. NCBI's taxonomy places the organism in Eukaryota, Metazoa, Arthropoda, Insecta, Diptera, Drosophilidae. Gene Ontology annotation, biological process: cilium organization; establishment of protein localization; nervous system development. The record is from RefSeq and is a predicted model, not a curated record. Gene Ontology annotation, cellular component: axonemal basal plate. Bases 21 to 2960 code for a protein of 979 amino acids. The transcript is spliced from 8 exons. Gene Ontology annotation, molecular function: protein binding.
UACAUAUGUAAAGCACGGGCAUGUUGCUACUUAAUGAAACCCACUUUUGGACCACACGCGAAGAUGUGCGCGUAAAAAACACUGACUUGGGUGCAUUUCGCUACAUGCGCCAACACCCGCAAGCGCAGGAUGUAAUAGCGCUGGCAAAACGGGACUACACGGAGCGUCGAAAUGGAAGAACUGUGCUGAAGAACAGUCGCAAAACGGCGGGCAGAUUAAAAGACAAUCUAAAGAAGCUAGAGGAACUGUUAAGGACUCACAAGCUUGUCCACUCGGAAUGGCAGGAUGCGGCGCAAGUGCUCCUCCUCUUUGCUAACGGGGUCAUUGCGCAUAUAUGCGUCGAUGUUUACACGGGCGACAUACUGCGCAUGGUAUUUGAGAAGUAUCUCGUUGGGAAAUUGGCCACCGAGGUCAUUACCGAUGCAUUUUUUACACGUUCCCACAUCGUCUUGGCCUACAAUACAAAUCAGUUGACUGUGGUGCAUCUUCAGAAGCCGAAUGUCCGACCGCAGGGGCCCGAAAAAAUUGCGAACAUGGAUCCCCGUAUAUUUCAUGUCAUCAUUCCAGGCGCCGCCGAGCGCAAGCUGGCACGCCAUCUAACGGUAAAUAGUAGCUUUGACUUGUUCGUCGUGUGGACACAGUCGUCCCAGAACGAGGUGUACCCCUGGCGGCCCACUAUACGCGAUCAGGAUCGCGCCAACAUACACGUAUUCAAAAUUCAGGGCAUGCAACUGGAAUCGAUUGCCUACUGCUGGUCUGAAAACGAUCCGCUCUGUGUUGACUUUCUGCGCUCGUUGGAGAGUCAAAUAAUAACGUUAGAGCAGAAAAUAACUCGCAAAGGAGAAAUCUCCGCAGAAAUCUGUUCGUACGAAGUGAAUACAGGAAAGAUGGCCCGCAUCUCAACUACAUCAAUACCCAUGGGCAGUCAAAUUUGCUGCUUCGCGUUCAGUCCGGACCAGGAAAAGCUCUUCUUAGGCACAAUUGCCAGCAACAUCUGUCUGCAUGACCUUGUACUGCAAACAACAAAAUACGUGGCUCAAGUCGAGAUCGUACCCACACAAUGUACUUGGCACUGUGAUUCGGCGCUAAUUAUGAUUGCAAACGAAAGUUCGCAGUUUCAAUGCUUCGAUCUGGCUCUCGCACCCGUUUGCAACCAGAUGUUAAGUGAAGAUGUGACACCGUUUAGUCUGCUGGACCUCUCGCAUUUCUUUCCCACACAGCCAACUCUGCUGAGCAUUACGUUCAGUCGCAAGCCCGAGCUCAUUAAUUUUGCGCACAAAUACGCACAAACAGACUGCUUUCUGCUGCUGCUUUACGAGCAUGGCCCCAUUGGCUGCAUGCGCCUUUUUUCAGGUGCUGGUAUGCGUGGCGAUAUCCACAACUCGGGCAUGACUGUGGACGUAAUUGCCGACAAAUAUUUGCGACUGCAUCAGCUGGAACGUGCCGUGAACGUCCUGGCCGCGCUGAACUGGGAUACCUAUGGAGCAAUGUGCCUAAUAACGCUGCACAAAAUCGCUAACUAUGUGUUCUUCUACGCCGAUCAUCGCCGCUUACGCAUCGAGCUAAUGGCCAAGGCCAUUAGAACAUUCACAGACUCUCUAUCCGAGGAGACAAAGGACGAGUUUAGCGAUCAAAUGUUCGAUCUGAAGCGGCGUUUUUGCUUCUUUCUGCUCCGAAAAAAUCUUUUCGCUGAGGCCUUUGAGAUAGCCCAAGAGAUCGAGGACUAUGAUCUGUUUAUGGAUAUCUUCAACCUUUCAAAAUGCAUUUCCAGUCUAAGUGAGUUCGCGCAGGCCGCGUUCAGCCAGGCCGCUGCCAUAAUCCACGAGGAGGACCGCGCUAAUGGCAAUCUGAGUUUGGCUUGCGAGUUUCGCUCAGAAUCGGCCUGUUCGCGAUCCACUUGUUCCGAGCUCCGCAAUCCCAGUCAGUCCUUGCAGCCAAACGCGCUGAAAAAUUAUGUGCCACCAUUGCCCUCCUUCAAGUCAAAAGUGUUCAAUGCGGAGAUGAUUAAAAUCAACAUACCGAAGCCAGAGUUGCGUGUAGACAUGCUGCAGGAGCGUACACGCCAACCACAACUACCCGAAGUGCGGGCCAUCAUUCCGCCAUCUUCAAUGACGACAUCUUUGGCAACGCUAUCACAAAAAAUUGUCGGCAAUGUAAUGGCAAGUCCAUUAAAUAUAAACGACAAUGGCAACUUUUUGUCCCAGGAUGUGCCGGAUCAAGCCGUGGGACUGCCUAGCAUUAACAACGUCACUUUAUCGAGCAGAUUUUCGUUAACUACAUUGCCGAGAGCUCCAGAUGCGCCAAUUUCCAGCGAACAGUGCCCGCUACCCAUGCCGACUAGCAACAGCAAGAGCUUCUCUGCACUGCCACCGCCCACAAGUCACAGCUAUCAGCCGAAAUUCUACCAACACCCACUGGUGUCUGGCAAUAUACCCGCAGUCCUACCCACAGUGAUCAAUGAAGAGUACCAGAAGCGUUUGUUACUCAAGAAGCCAACUGCCUCCAUCCUGUCCAACAGCUUGACUGGGGCCCCAACAUGCACUUCAAUUCAACCCGCUAAUGCGCCGACUAUAGCAAAUGGCAAUGGUAACAGCAAGGAUGCGUCCAUAGUUAAGUGUGGAAAUGGCGAGAAAAACAAAGUCAAAUUCUCAGACACAAUACAGGUCGCUGUGGUGCCAGAGAUUCCACGCAAGGAGAAGCCUAUGCCACCCAAACGCAAUGGUUAUUCACGCCCUGCUGUCCGUCAUCUUACCAAUCCGAAAAAGGAGUUGGCCGACAGUCUGCCACUAUGUCAUCCAAAUGAUGAAUACCUUAAGGAUUUCAAUCCCAUAUCCACAAAUAUGACUCGACCGCCCGCGAGACGAAGAGAUGAAGACCAGAGCAACAGUAAAGGCACGACAACGACACCGUCUGCCUCCUCAGCUCCAUCCAUUAAGGUGGUCCAUUUUGGUGUGGUUUAGCAGCCGCAGCUAAUUUAUAGUGCAAUUUCUCGCUAAGUUAAAUCUAGAUGCCCGUCUUCCCUAAGUUUAAAGAUAACCGCUAAUUAAUUCCGUCCAAGCAGUAAAAAGCUUUAAAUAGUGAACGGCGAAGUAAGCCAUUGCUUGCAUUAUUGUUUUUUUCUUUGUUUAUACAAAUAUUUGAACAAAGCCUAGUGGUAAUUAAAUGUUUUCCUAAAUGGCAAAA